AUGAUACACACAGGCGCCAUUAUUUGCAUCCUUCUGCUGGCCCCUCUCCCUGGCACUUCUGGGAGCAGCAUAGUUGGAGGCAAAGUUUCCAAGCCCCACUCCAGACCCUAUAUGGCGUCCCUCCAGUACCAAGAAAAACAUUCAUGUGGUGGGAUACUUAUUCGGAAGGAUUUUGUCCUAACUGCAGCACACUGCCAGUCUCAAGGUGACAUGACAGUGGUUCUUGGAGCACAUGAUCUCAGAAAGAAGGAGAAAAGUCAGCAAAGGAUGAAAGUGGCAAAGUUCUGUCCACAUUCAAGCUACAGUGGAAAAUUUGAUUUUGACAUCAUGCUGCUUAGGUUACAAAAUAAUAUCACAAAGAAUAAGUACGUGAAGCCUCUGGACCUGCCCAAGAAGGCCAAAAGCAUCUCUGACAAACUUAAUUGUCUUGUUACUGGCUGGGGAAAAACUGGACCCAGUGAGCCUGAUUCAAAUGUUCUGAAAGAAGGGACAGAAACGACUCUGCCCAUCACUGACUGUGAAACUGUUUGGGGAGAACAUUUCAAAGCAAAGCAAAUGAUUUGCACCACAUUUAACAAGAAGGGUGGAGGAAUAUGCCAGGGUGAUUCUGGUGGACCUCUAAUUUGCAAAAACAAGCUGCAAGGCAUAACUGCUUUUACUGCUGAUGGUCAAUGUGAUAAUGCACAGUAUCCUCAUGUCUUCACGAACAUUAGUUACUUUCUGCCGUGGAUCAAGAAAAGGAUGGAGACUAAAUCAUUAUGCUGAACACGUCUGUACUUGUGCAUUGUUAAUAGAUUGUAGAAAAGAUAAUAGCAUGAAAAUGUUUUCAAUUGCCUGUAUUUUCUAAAUUUACAAUAAAAAAUACACUUGUUAGUUA
Gambusia affinis (western mosquitofish) is the source of this 877-nucleotide messenger RNA. Its product is annotated as granzyme B-like. Gene Ontology annotation, molecular function: serine-type endopeptidase activity. The coding region runs from base 1 to 765 and encodes 254 amino acids. The record is from RefSeq and is a predicted model, not a curated record. Lineage: Eukaryota; Metazoa; Chordata; Actinopteri; Cyprinodontiformes; Poeciliidae. The transcript has 5 exons. Gene Ontology annotation, biological process: proteolysis.